AUGUCCUCCAAUCUUCCACUCUACAUAUCGCCCAAUGGCACCGUCUACGUCUUCUACGGCGACCAGGCCAACUGCACCAUCUCCGCGUGUCCCGUCGAAAUCAGCGUUUACGGCUACCGGCCCUCACUGGCGGCCAGCGGCACCCUCAUCGCCCUCUAUGCUAUCUGCAUCUUCUUCCAACUCUUUCUAGGUUGGCGGUACAAGGCUUGGGGAUUCAUGGCCGCCAUGGCGCUAGGGUGCAUCGAUGAAAUUCUCGGGUACGUUGGGAGGAUCUUGCUUUGGCAGAAUCCGUGGGGUCAGCAGGGGUUCAUCAUGCAGAUUGUUCUAAUCACCAUUGGUCCCGUCUUCUUCUCUGCUGCCAUCUACGUCAUGCUGUACCAAAUAGUCACAUACAUCUCCAUCAAGCAUUCACGCUUCUCACCCCGGUUCUUCUACUACACCUUCAUCCCAUGCGACAUUUUGAGUCUGAUUCUCCAAGCCAUCGGGGGCGCCAUGUCAUCGACAUCCAACGGCUCCUCCGACGCCGGAGUCAACAUCGCCCUGGCAGGUCUAGCAUUCCAAGUCGCCACAUUGGUCGUGUUUGUCACCAUGACGGUGGAUUAUUUCGUCCGCAGUCGCGACGUGUGGAUGCGACCGAACUCGAAGGCAAGAAGAAUCCACGUCCAGCUACCGACGCGAUUCCUGGUGUUUGUCUCCUUCCUCUCGCUGGCCACGUUGUUGAUUCUCGUUCGCUGCUGUUAUCGUGUCUACGAGCUCAAUGAGGGGUAUUCCAGGAACAGUGAGGCGUUGAGGGAUGAGGGGUUGUUUAUUGGGCUGGAGUCGGUAAUGGUUGUCCUAGCAGCCUACUGCCUCAUCGUGGCGCAUCCAGGCUUCGGAUUCACAAGGGACAGCAAUGGCAAGCAGACACCGUACGAAAAUCAAACUGAGGUUCUCGGUGGUGGUGGUAGUGGUGUUGGACCUGGUCGAGAUGAUGGCAUUGGCAGCAAGGAUGAAAAAAUGGCUUCUGUAUAG
Messenger RNA from Exophiala dermatitidis NIH/UT8656, 1011 nucleotides. RefSeq lists its product as uncharacterized. Bases 1 to 1011 code for a protein of 336 amino acids. The transcript is spliced from 4 exons. Gene Ontology annotation, cellular component: fungal-type vacuole; plasma membrane. The record is from RefSeq and is a predicted model, not a curated record. Lineage: Eukaryota; Fungi; Ascomycota; Eurotiomycetes; Chaetothyriales; Herpotrichiellaceae.